GGCUGUGGUGUAAUUUGGGCAGUUCGGGCCAAACUAUGUGACUUGCGUCUGCCGCAUAUCUCAAAUCUGAAGCCUGUUAAUUGUAUGGGACAUUCAUUGGCGUGUGAAAUACGUCUCUAUGCCCGAAUUUUGAGGUAGAACGGAUUCGCCACUGAUUUUCUUCGUUUGAGGUGCACAAAUGACGGAAUACAAACUUGUUGUUGUGGGAGCGGGUGGUGUGGGCAAAAGUGCUCUUACCAUUCAACUUAUCCAGAAUCAUUUUGUCGAUGAAUAUGAUCCAACAAUUGAGGACUCGUACCGCAAACAGGUAGUAAUUGAUGGAGAAACAUGCCUUCUUGACAUUUUAGACACGGCAGGACAAGAAGAAUACAGUGCCAUGCGAGACCAAUACAUGCGGACAGGGGAGGGAUUUCUACUAGUAUUUGCUGUCAAUAAUGCAAAAUCUUUUGAAGACAUUAGCAUGUACCGAGAACAAAUUAAAAGAGUGAAAGAUGCUGAGGAGGUUCCCAUGGUUUUGGUGGGCAACAAAUGUGACUUACCAGCUAGAGCAGUAGAAAUCCAACAAGCCCAGGAAGUAGCAAAGCAAUAUGGCAUACCAUUUGUGGAAACAUCUGCUAAAACUAGACAAGGUGUAGAUGAUGCCUUCUACACGCUGGUGAGGGAGAUCAGGAAAGAUAAAGCACGUGGUAAGACCAAACCAGGUAAGAGGCCUAAAUUUCCCCUUGGGCCUAUAAAGAGGAAACAUUGUACUUUGUUGUAAAUUCUCCAUUGUCAUCCAUUUUGCCACUGCCAUGCAAUCUUAGCAGUUUUGUCUACGGUAUUUAUCUAUUUGGCAAUAUUUUCAAAUUUCUGUAUACUUUAGGUACACUAAGUCUGUGGUUGGUUACCUGGAAGAUGUAAAAUUUACCAAUUUUGCUGUGUUCUAUGGGGGUAGGAUCAGAGCUUCUCCAUUAGAGAUUAGAGUACCUAUUGACCAAGGAUACCUUGUAGUUUUUACUUGUGAGUGCUGACCUACAAAGAACAAUCUGAUAUUUCCUGAGAGUUGCCAAUUUUAUCUAAACUGCUUCAACUAAAGCCGAAGUGGUUAUACUGUACUUCUGUGAUGCAGCUUUUCAACAAGCCUUGUGAAGACCAAUUUGUCAGCUCAAGCUUAUACUUCCAUUGUCAUAAAUUCAUUUAUGGGUGUUGUGGAAAUUUGAGACUGCUCUGUGGCUCUUUGGCAGGGUAUGGAAAAAUCUUGUGUUUUUAUGAAUAAUUUUUUGUGCUUUGGGUAGCACUUUUUUUUUAAGUUGACAUUUUAACAAGUAGUUAAUCUGAAGGAAGUUUAUUUCCUGAAGCUGUGAACUGUUUUCUUGUUCAUGAAUUUGACUCUAAUAUUUGCCUAAUUUGGUGAAUAUAAUAGUAUGGUUGGGGGAUUUCAAAUUACUUUUCUUUUCUUAUCUCUUGGGAAUUUGCUGGACUGAAAACUAUUUGUAAAAGAGUUAAACAAUCCCCACCUGUAUUUCUUAUUGACUGACUAGUGGAAGCAUAGGGAAAAAAAAAACAACAACUCCUAUCUGGAGGUAUGCAACCCUUAGCCUACUUCUCCAAUCAUUUUUAGUGAUAAUCAUGCAGAUAAAUUCAUUUUUGUUAGUUUCCAUUGAACUAAUAUCUUAAAAUGUAUUUGCAUCAGUUAGUGGGUUGAAGGGUAUUCCUCAUGUUCUUUCUAGUCAGGAUUUAUGUGGGUGUUGAGGUUGAUUUCAGUAUUGCCUCAGACAUUAGACCAGUUUGUGACUUAAUAUAUGUGAAGUCCUUGUCUAAAGUAGCUUCUAGCCAUGUGGAAAGUUAACUUCAUUGAAUGUACAAACAAACAUCUACUAUGACAAAACUACUUUUGUCACUUGUUUGGAUAUUGUAAACAGUCACUGAAGUUUUGGGCGUUCCGUACUUGAAUUUUUUUUCACCAUGUAGGAAAACGUUUUAAUAAUUUUAAAUAAGGGUUUGCUUAUUGCGAAAGUCAUCCUUUAACAAUCUUUUCUACUGUGAGGAAUGUCCUUCAAUGUUGGCUAUCGACUCUCUUUGUUUAUGUCCAUAAAACUUUAUUGAAAUAUCCAGAGCAGAUAUGAUAUAAUACUUAGUUACUGUAGAGUAAUGCUAGUUUUUAUUUUUAGUUCUGAAUUUAAUUAAUUUGCUGUCAGAAUUGUUGAUUAGAUCCUAAAAACCACUGUGUAAGAUUCAAAUUUUACCUUUGUUUAGAAGUUUUGUUUGUAUGUUACUAUUCUUGUGAAAUCAUAUUAUUAAAAGACAAAUCAUCAUGGGUGCUUUGUGAUUCAAGCAUAACUACUUACUGUAUAUUAGUGCAGAAAUCUUUGUAUGCAUUUCUCAUUGUGAUAAAUUAAACACCCAUCUUUUUAAUAUUAACAUAAACAUGGAUGUGCACACUUUCAAAAAGGACAACUUUUUUUUCAUUUGGUUUAUUUUUAUGCAACUGUUAUUGUGAAAUGACCAUACCAUUUACAUUAUCAUCUCCAAACUUGUCUGUGUAUCACAUUGUCGACUGCCCAGAUAUAUGAUUAGUAAAGUCAUGUGCAUCUAUUUUCUUUUCUUUUUUUCCCCUCUUUUAAUUUAGAUUUUUAAGGAUGAAGUGUUGUGAUCAGUUCAUUUGUUGUUCUAGCAAUAAUCAUUUGUGAGGUUCUGUGAGUGUUUGUUGGCUUGUGUGUAUGUGUUUGGUUGUGUAAAAUUGUCUGUACGCAAGGUUUAUAUUCGUUUUGAAGCUUUGUUAAGAUUUGGGAAAGCUUUAUGUAGCAAGGCAGUUCUUGUUACCAUGGUCUAUUUUUAAAUUCUAGUUCAAUAUUAGUAGUUGUAAUUAAAUAUGCUUGUUAUAACAACGAUGCACAAAAUUUGACAUGAGCACUUCAGGAGAGAUUAUCUGCAGUACCUGUAUUCUGAGAGCUUUUGAUAUCUAUGAAAUGGUCUUAUUUAAAAUGUUUGGAUUCCAGAAACGUAUUUCAUGUUUCAAAUUUGUUUCUUACUAAAAAUUUAAAAUUCAAGUGGCCUUUCCAUAUUUAUUGAAUAAUUUCCAUGUGCAUCUCAAUUUUAGACUGUUAUUGCUGGGGAGGUAGUGUAGAGUAUAAGAGACUGGUGUACCACACAUGUGUCUGUAUUGUACACAAAAACUGUGACUUGUUUGGACAAUUUAGAUUGUAAUGGAUUUCUAUUCCAAUGAAAGAAAUCAUGUCUUACUUCAACAGUCACGUCCUGUUUUAAGUGAAAAUCUUGUGAAUUUUCUCAAGAACUUCAGAGUGUUACUAUGAAUGUUUCCUCAUUUAUAAGUGCUCAGUAAGCUAAAAUUCUUAAUUGUUGCAAUACUCAUCACUUUUUUUUGUCAUUUCAUGAUUAAAGCCUCCGCUGGAUUAUGAUUGGAAAUCACAUGCCAUUGCCUCUAUAGCAAUAGGUAGUUGUCAAUCGCUGGAUUUUAAAAAUGCAACUAUUGAAAGGCUUGUGUUACUAUACUCUAUGAAUAGUCUGCUACUUCUGUUCGAAAGUUAAAAAUAAAUGUCAUGUUUCUGUACGAAAA
Molecule: messenger RNA, 3556 nt
Organism: Frankliniella occidentalis (western flower thrips)
Lineage: Eukaryota; Metazoa; Arthropoda; Insecta; Thysanoptera; Thripidae
Product: ras-like protein
Exons: 7
Coding region: 179-760 (193 amino acids)
Biological process (GO): epidermal growth factor receptor signaling pathway; Ras protein signal transduction
Cellular component (GO): plasma membrane
Molecular function (GO): GTPase activity; GDP binding; GTP binding
Source: RefSeq, a predicted model, not a curated record